Molecule: messenger RNA, 1381 nt
Organism: Bactrocera latifrons
Lineage: Eukaryota; Metazoa; Arthropoda; Insecta; Diptera; Tephritidae
Exons: 2
Coding region: 1018-1371 (117 amino acids)
Source: RefSeq, a predicted model, not a curated record
ACGAGUGCUUCCUGCUAAAUUGGUGGGUUGGCGUCGCACAUCAUUCACUACCGUCGGUCGCUUGGCUUUUGGUGUUAACUCUGGUGUUCAGUGUUAUAAAGUGCUUUCAAGAAAUAUAUACAAGUGUAUACAAAAAUAUAUUUCAUACAUUCUAGUGUGUGUGCGUGUCGUUUGUCGUUUUUUUGCUACAUAUGUAUGUGUUGAAUAUGCGUACGCGGGUGUAUAAGUCGGUAUACCGGGCCGCGGAAAAAAACUUGUAAAAUUACAAACAAUUCGCAAAGCAUGUAAAUGAAUGAAAGUGUGUAAUUAGCAAACGAAAAAAGCACUAAAAAUCAUAUUAACUGCAUAAAAACGGGUAACGUAUAACUAAUGUGCCACAACUGGCUCUUGCCCCAACGCUUAGCUCCUAUCUGAAGGCUUUAGCAGCGCACAAGUGGUGUUUUCUAAUUCCAUUUCACUGCCGCCUGCCACAAAAUGCUGCUGAUCGCUCCCAAAUGAUGUGCAACAGUGUCAUUGCCACUGUCAUUACGCGCGCCACGGCUGUUGCUGCUGCCGCUCCCACCGCCACUGCUCACGCUGCCACAACCAUAACCGCUACUAACACUGCCACCAACAGCAACAAUAACAAAAAUAAUAAAAAUAAUAAAAAUAUUAAAAAUAAAAGCAACAACGACGCACACAACAACAACCACAAGUGCCGGCUCACAUGAGCUGAGUGAGUUGGACUGCGGAACGCAACAACGUCGAGUGCGCGGCGCGCACCGUCCAAGUUUUUGCAACAACUCCCACGACAACAAUAAAACGAGAAGAGUGAUAGCGCGCGGUGGCACCAUACAGCGCGCAAUCCCUGUCGUAUACAAAGUUAUUAUUAUUUUCGGGUUUACUUGCGGACUUGGUUGUUUGUUGGGGUUUAGUUGUUGCGCCCAGGCGUUAGCUGCAAGCUGUUGCGUUAGUUUUCGGUUUUUUCUUUAUUUGCGCGACAUUGUGUUUGGUCGGUGUUGAAGCGCCGCGUAUAAAAUGAAAUACAACUGUUCAUGUGAUUGCAAUUGCAGCGACCGCGCCUCGUGCAGCACCAACAUCACCGAUCGCCGUCCGAGCGAUAUAAUGGCCAAUGGUGAUUGCUAUCGCCGAUUGUCGAAUUCAUCGUCCGCAUUGUACGGCAGUUGUCCACAGCUAACGCAGCAUUGCGAUUUAAUACAGCAACACCAGCAACAGCAACAACAACAACCACAUUGUCCACACAUCAGCGCCAGCGAACAAGUAGCGCAACAGCAUUAUCAGUCGACACAUCAGCAAACACGUCAAUACUCGAGUUUAGUACGUACCCGCCCGUCGCGCAGUCCAGUGCUUUGUCAGCGUUGUGCCGUGUGACGAAGGAAUA